AUGAGGGAACACAAAAACAAACCAAACCCUAACUCGAUCUAUAUUCCUCAUGAUCUUCUGGAAAACAUCUUCUUGAGACUUCCCCUGAAACCUCUACUACAAUUCAAAACUGUCUCGAAAGAAUGGAAAUCUAUUCUGGAAUCAAAGAGCUUCGUAGACAUGCGUAUGAGUUUUCAAAAAUCCGGGAAGACUUGCCGGAAAAUCCUCGUCGCUUACCACUGCGACUACGGCCCUCCGAAUAUUCGCUCCGAGUCUCGAUUCGUAUGGGGCGAAGAGUUCGUCUAUUUGAACUGCCACACGAAACGACCGUCCAUGAGGUGCGACGGUUUGGUCUGCAUACCCGAACCAGGUUGGGUCAAUGUUCUAAACCUCGCGACCAGACAACACCUGAGAUUCCCUUCCGGGCCGGAUCCCGUAUCCACUCUCGAGUGCCCCCGCCAUAAGUUCUUUAUUUCAGUGAACACUGGACUUUCUUUCCGGGAUACUGGUCGAUGGGAUUCGGUAGAGACAAAGAAACUGAGUCCACCUCCUUACCAGGUUGACGUGGGAAGGAGAUCGGCUUACGUGAACGGAAAAAUCUACUGGUUUGAAAACGGGGCUCGUUGCCAGAUACUAGCUUUGGAUCUUCACACGGAAGAGUUCCAUGAUGUCUCGUUGCCUCAUGGUUAUCUUUUUAAUAUGGAAACCGAGAUAAUGAGCGUUGAGGACCGUCUCUCCACAGUAACAGGCGGCUUGUUGAGUGAUGACGAUGAUGAUUGGACGGUAGAGAUAUGGAGCUUGGAUGCAGAGGAAAAAAGAUGGAGCAAGACUUAUUUGAUAAGUUUAAAUUCUCUAGGUCUUAAGCCAUAUGAGACUUGGUGGUUCACGCAUGUGACAGUUUCAGGCGAGGGGGAUGUUGUGUUCUAUGAAGGUAGGAGGAGCAGGCUGUACAAACACAAUCCACUUACAAAUACUGUCCGUCAGAUCUACCCCGGUAUUUGCAAUAUCAUCUAUCCUUAUUAUCCCGAAAAUUUAGUCUGGUUUCAGACUGAUGCAAGGACUCAAAGUGCAUACUUCAAAGUGAAGAAUGCCAUUGCUUCAGCUCUUGGCAUACCAUUAGGAGUUGAUAAGUUUAUUUGCCAGGGAAAAGAAUGGCUAUGGUACAACCAAAUGAAAAUGCUUGUUGCAUAUUUGUUUGUCCAUUUGUUGUGGUCCUUUUGUACCGGUGAUACAUUGUCUUUACCGAUGCUAGUUUGGCUAGAUACUUUGGAACUACGGGACAUCAUCAAGUUUAUGGUCAUGGUUUUAGUUUUUAGACUUGUGGUGAUAUUAUCCUCGCUCUUGAUUUUUCGAGUUUUCAUACUCGUGGCCACAGGAGCUUUGACUCAUCGUCUUUUCUUCAGUAUUUAA
Microthlaspi erraticum is the source of this 1389-nucleotide messenger RNA. The record is from the annotation of a GenBank genome assembly. Lineage: Eukaryota; Viridiplantae; Streptophyta; Magnoliopsida; Brassicales; Brassicaceae.